AAAAAAAAAUGGAAGUUCCGAGAUUUUUUUUAAUUGUCCCGUGAGUAAGAAAACUUAACCGUUUUUGGAGGUGACUUGAUUCAGGCCGCGAUUCGUUGCAACUGCCGCAACUACUCAGGGGCGGAGAUUUCGAUGUUAUGCUAUGAAGUAAAACCCACGUGUGCUCAUAAACUAUGAAGAAGGGAGGACACGAAGCAUCGUUAAAGACAACACCGGGCAGCUCUCUCCUCAUUCCACUGUUGUGUUACCGAAGUGUCUCAUUGGAUCAAAUUCGGAGUAGUUGUAGCUUGCCUUCCUCUGUCUCAGAUUACAGGUGUUUUAUUAAGCAGAAAACUUUAUCUUCUGUGUAUCGUUUUUCUUUAAAUAGAAGAAAAUGGAGGAAUCCCUUCGCCAAGAUUCGGUGUUGUUCACUGCAUCGAGGGCUACAACCACGCCCUAAGCCGAAACCUUCAAAAUUUGACGCUGAUGUAGAAGAAGAAACUGAUUUGCGAGAUACCCCAAAAAAAAAGCCCAGUGCCAGAGUUUGUAGUCAGUUAGAGAAAUUAGUUCUUUAUGGAAGGUACAGAGAGGCACUUGAGUUGUUUGAGAUCUUUGAGCAGUAUGGUGGGUUUGAUAUGGGCAGUAGCACGUAUGAUGCAUUAGUCAGUGCGUGUAUAGGGUUAAGAUCUAUCCCUGGAGUGAAGAGAGUGUUUAAUUACAUGAUGAGUAAUGGAUUCGAACCUGAUCAGUACAUGAGAAACAGAAUAUUGCUUAUGCAUGUUAAAUGUGGGAUGAUGAUCCAUGCACGUAAAUGGUUUGACGAAAUGCACGAGAGGAAUCUGGUUUCUUGGAACACCAUCAUUGCUGGGCAUGUGGACACAGGGGACUAUGUAGAAGCUUUUAGGCUGUUUCUGAUUAUGUGGGAGGAGUUUUCUGAUGCUGGGUCUCGGACUUUUGCCACCAUGAUCCAGGCGUCAGCUGGGUUGGGAUUGAUUUCUGCAGGGAAACAGUUACAUUCGUGCACUUUGAAGAUGGGAGUUGGGGAUGAUAUAUUUGUUUCUUGUGCUCUGAUUGAUAUGUAUAGCAAGUGUGGGAGCAUUGAAGAUGCUCAUUAUGUCUUUGAUGAAAUGCCAGAGAAAACUACAGUGGGGUGGAAUACUAUCAUUGCAGGUUAUGCGCUUCAUGGCUACAGUGAAGAAGCUUUGGACAUGUACUAUGAUAUGCGUGAUUCCGGUGUUAGAAUGGACCAUUUCACAUUUUCUAUAAUAGUGAGAAUAUGUGCAAGAUUAGCUUCUUUGGAUUAUGCUAAGCAAGCCCAUGCUGCUCUUGUUCGUCAUGUUUUUGGAUCUGAUAUUGUAGCAAACACAGCUCUUGUUGACUUUUAUAGCAAAUGGGGAAGAAUAGAAGAUGCUCGGAAUGUUUUCAACAAGAUGCCUUGCAAGAAUGUCAUCUCCUGGAAUGCCUUGAUUGCUGGAUAUGGUAAUCAUGGUCGGGGAGAUGAUGCAAUUGAGUUGUUUGAGCUGAUGCUUCGACAAAGGAUGAGACCAAACCAUGUCACUUUUCUUGCUGUUUUAUCUGCUUGUAGCUAUUCUGGUUUAUCAGAGCAUGGGUGGGAAAUUUUUCAAGCUAUGGGUAGAGAUUACACGGUAAAGCCACGGGCAAUGCACUACGCAUGUAUGAUCGAAUUAUUAGGUAGAGAGGGGCUCUUAGAUGAAGCUUUUGCAUUGAUAAGAGGUGCUCCUUUCAAGCCUACAGCAAAUAUGUGGGCUGCACUAUUGACAGCUUGUCGUGUCCAUCAGAACUUAGAGCUUGGAAAAUUUGCAGCUGAGAAACUUUAUGGAAUGGAACCAGAGAAGCUUAAUAAUUACAUUGUGCUUUUGAAUAUAUACAACAGUUCUGGCAAGUUAAAGGAAGCUGCGGCUGUCAUCCAGACCUUGAGAAGAAAGGGUUUGAGAAUGCUUCCAGCAUGCAGUUGGAUUGAAGUUAACAAAGAGACGAAUGUUUUCCAUUCUGGAGAUAAAAGCCAUGCCCAGAGAAAGGAGAUCUAUCAAAAAGUGGAUUACUUGAUGAAAGAAAUUGCUAAGCAUGGUUAUGUUCCUGAGAAUAAAACUUUGCUUCCUGAUGUGGAUGAACAAGAACAGCGCAUAUUGUCAUACCAUAGCGAGAAAUUGGCAAUUGCUUUUGGACUGAUCAAUACCCCAUAUUGGGUGCCUUUGCAAAUUGUUCAGGGCCAUCGGCUAUGUAGCGACUGUCACAAAGCAAUUAAGUUGAUAGCUAUGGUUACCAGGAGGGAAAUUGUGGUGAAGGAUGCCAGCAGAUUCCACCAUUUUAAAGAUGGGAAUUGUUCUUGUGGAGACUAUUGGUGAUGUUAAAAUAAUUUGUGGCUGAAACUGUCAAAAAUUUUUGUCCAUUGUUCUAUAUUUUCCUCCUCUGGAGAUAGUAUAAGCAUUAGUUGUAAACUCUUUCUUUUCCUGGUAAAUAAAAGGAAAGUGGACCUCUUUCUUUAA
This is a messenger RNA of Hevea brasiliensis (rubber tree), 2486 nucleotides long. Its product is annotated as pentatricopeptide repeat-containing protein At5g50390, chloroplastic. Gene Ontology annotation, biological process: RNA modification. Bases 174 to 2345 code for a protein of 723 amino acids. Lineage: Eukaryota; Viridiplantae; Streptophyta; Magnoliopsida; Malpighiales; Euphorbiaceae. The record is from RefSeq and is a predicted model, not a curated record. Gene Ontology annotation, molecular function: protein binding; zinc ion binding; RNA binding. The transcript is spliced from 2 exons.